This is a messenger RNA of Phragmites australis (common reed), 2647 nucleotides long. Its product is annotated as BTB/POZ domain-containing protein At1g63850-like. The record is from RefSeq and is a predicted model, not a curated record. NCBI's taxonomy places the organism in Eukaryota, Viridiplantae, Streptophyta, Magnoliopsida, Poales, Poaceae. The transcript has 2 exons. Gene Ontology annotation, molecular function: protein binding. The coding region runs from base 622 to 2271 and encodes 549 amino acids.
UUUCUCUUUGUGCUUGUGGUGUGCGACGCGACCGAGUAGUCUCGAUAGAGGUGUGCUGAUAAUGUAGUGCAAGCAAUUGUAGAGAGAUAAAUAAAUAAAAAAUAAAGAGAGUGAUUUUUUAUUUAUUGUUGAGAAUAUUUAUAUAUUUACCUAAUUAAUGACACAACAUCGACAACCCCCAACAACUAUCCAUCAGCGCCUGACAGCGUCCGCGCGUGCAGCCUCCAGACUCCAGUCCUGUACCCACCACGGCACCACCCAGCAUUGAUCAACGCUUCCUCCGUCCGUCCGGUCCGUCGACCGCCAGCCUCAGGUGGUCCCCGAGGCGGGCCCCUCCAUUACAACCCAUGAAAAGACGACAACGACUUCCCGUGCCCGCCUGCCCCGCGCGGCGAGAAUCCCCACGCCCCAGCCCGCAAUAUGACCGCUUCAUCCAGAUCCAGGCCGCUCACCCAGCUCUCCCCCCUCCCACCCGAACGGGGCUCGUCUGCGUGACUGCGUUCCCCUCGACUCCUCGAGCUGUCUUCCUCGUGGUGCUGCACGCCUCACGGUCUCGGCAGCCACGCCCCGUCCUCCUCCGCCUCCUCCUCCUCCUCCCCCACCCGCGCCGGCGCCGAACCCAUGGACCCCCCAACGCAUCCCCCCGCCAGCUCCUCCGGCGCCUCCUACUCCACUCCGCCCCAGGCCUCCUACGCGCCGUCCUACCCCUCCAGCUACACCAAGUUCAACUCCGCGCUCAACGCUGGGCUCCUCAACCCCAUGUCCCCGCCGCCGCUGCCACUCGACAAGACGCGCUCCAGCCCCACCCUCUUCGACAUGAUGGCCAACGAGCAGGACUACCACCCCCGCACCGCCGCUUCCAUCCACUCCAUCCCGGCCCCGCCCCAGCCGCACUCCCUGCAGCCCGCACGCUCAAUGGACAGGCAGAUGCUGCUUCAGGACCGCAUUGCUGAGCUCAUCGGCAGCUGCAGCCCUGGGAACCAGUUCAACGACGCCGAGUCCUCCGACGUCCGCCUCACCCUCAGCUCCAAGGACGGCCUCUCCGUCACGCUGUGCGUCCACCGACACAUACUCGUCGCGCACAGCAGGUUCUUUGCCGCCAAGCUGUCCGACCGGUGGUCGAAGCAGCAGCGGACGCUGCCGCACAUCGUCGAGAUCUCGGACUGCGACGACGUCGAGGUGUACGCCGAGACGCUGCGGCUCAUGUACUGCAAGGAUCUCCGCCGGAGGCUCAUGCGGGAGGAUGUCAACAAGGUCCUUGGCAUUCUAAAGGUGUCCGCGGCCAUCGUGUUCGAUGCUGGGGUGCUAUCUUGCUUGGAGUAUUUGGAGGCUGCCCCGUGGGCAGAGGAUGAUGAUGAGAAGGUGGCGGCAUUGUUGACACAGCUGCACCUCGAGAACUCAGGCGCCGUGGAGGUGCUUAAGAGGGUCUCACUGGAGUUGGCACCUUCUGCAGUGAUUGAAGAUGCAGAGGCAGGAGGGAGUUGCAAUGGCGGUGGCAGUGCCGGUGAUGGUGAGGUGGUGUUACUGAGGCUCCUGCAGGUUGUCCUGGAAGGGAAAGACGAAAAGGCGAGGAGGGAGAUGAAGGGCCUAGUGUCCAAAAUGCUCAGGGAGAACAGUACAUCACGUGGCGGAGCAAUUGGUGGCGAUCUCCGCAAGGAGUCACUCUAUUCUGCGUGCAAUGGGUGCUUGAGCUUGCUGCGUGAGCAAUUUGUGAGGGCUGCUGGGGGCGACAAAUCUGAGGUGGCGCAGAUUGCCAGGCAGGCUGACAACUUGCAUUGGAUGCUGGACAUCCUAGUUGAACGCCAGAUUGCCGAGGAGUUCUUGAGGACAUGGGCAAUGCAGACUGAGUUAGCGCAGAUGCAUGGUAAAGUGCCAGCAAUACACCGCUAUGAAGUGAGCCGAGUGACAGCUAGGCUCUUUGUUGGGGUUGGCAAAGGGCAGAUUUUGGUGUCGAAGGAGGCCCGUUCCCAGCUCUUGAGCACCUGGCUUGAACCCUUCUACGAGGAUUUCGGAUGGAUGCGGCGAGCAUGCAAGGGGCUCGACCGGCAUUUGAUUGAGGACGGGCUGGCAAACACGAUCCUAACGCUGCCACUUGCAACUCAGCAGGAGAUCCUUCUUGCUUGGUUCAAUCGGUUCCUCAACUCUGGGGAGGACUGCCCAAACAUUCAGAGAGGGUUCGAGGUGUGGUGGCGGCGUGCAUUCUGGAAAAGGAAUGCUGAACCAGAGCAACCACCCCGUUUGAGGAUCACGGCAAUCUAUGAGAACUCUUGAUGACGUUGAUUCAAAUUUGACACAAAAGGUGGUGGAUUUGUGAUAUAAAGGUUGAUUUUGUGUGACCUGUAGUUGUGCCUAACUGUUUCUCUGGGUUCUUUGUUAUGUUUGAUUUUAGGCAAUUAGCCAAUUACACAUGCCAUGUUGAUCUUGUGCAAUGUAUACCAGAUCCAAUGUACCACUAUGCUGCAUCCAUUUUGAAUGAAAGUGAAGUAGAGUGAUUAUUGCCAUCUAUUUUAAGCAACAAAGGAAGGAUUCAAACGCUUUUGAUGUAGAAAUUGUUGUCCCCGAAAAGAAUAACUUAGAUGCUUCUCUAGGUUUUUUAAGCCUGUUUGUUUCUUUCAUUUCAGAAAGGGUGUGAUUUACUUCCAACUCA